CGGCGCCCUCUUUCCUCCCCUCUGCGCGUCGUCUCGCGGUCUCCAACCCCGCCUGCCUGCCUGCGCAUCCUGAUUCCUGCACGGAGCCCUAAGGGGAGAGAGAGAGAAGAACAGGCAGGCGGGACAGCGGGUAGCCGAAGCAGCUCCCGAGUCGUCGCCGCGAUCGUGGCAUCCUCUUGGUCCGAUCCCGUCUCGCCGCCAUGGAUUUCAGGAAGGUGCUCGACCAGACCGUCCGGGACUUGAGGAGGGAGGUGAAUCUUAAAGUGCUGAAGGUGCCGGAAAUCGAGCAGAAGGUUCUUGAUGCCACCAGCGACGAGCCGUGGGGGCCGCACGGUUCCGACUUGGCAGACAUCGCCCGGGCCACCAAGAGAUUUGGUGAAUGUGAAAUGAUCAUGAAUGUGUUGCGGCAACGGCUGGGGAACACUGGCGCGAAUUGGCGUCACGUGUAUAAGGCUUUGGCUGUGAUCGAGUACCUUCUAGCAAAUGGUACCGAGCGCGCCGUAGAUGGCAUAGUUGACAAUAGCUCACAAAUCGCAAAACUCACAAGAUUUGAGUAUUUGGAGCCUAAUGGAAAAGAUGUUGGGCUCAAUGUGCGCAAGAAGGCUGAAACUGUUCUAGCAUUAUUGGAUGACAGGGAGAAGCUUCAAGAGGUCAGAGAGAAGGCUGCCGCUACUAGGGACAAGUAUUUUGGCUUAUCAUCAACUGGAAUAACGCACAAAUCGAGUGCAGCAUCAUUUGGCAGUGCUAGCUACUCAUCUGGUAGCCGCUAUGGGAGCACAGGAGGUUCAAGGGAGGUGGGAUCAUUCAAGGAUAGCUACAAAGACACAGAAUGGAGAAAGAACAACAAAGAAACAAGGUCUAACUACAGCAGGAACAGUGAAGGGUCAAAAGAAAUUACUGAUAGUGCAACCAGUUAUAAGUCAAAAAAGAGUGAACGGCAUGGCAGAAGAAAUCAAGAUUUCUCAACUUCACACUCAAAAUCAUCGGCAAAUCUUAGCACCACACCUGAAGCCCCAAGCUCAAAGAAAUGGGAAAAUGAGGAUGACGAUGACUUUAACCCACGAGGAUCUUCAAUGUCUGAUGACUUUAACCCACGAGGAUCAUCAAUGUCUGCUACCACGAGAUCUAAUCAUCUAGAUCUCUUUGGGCCAAACUUGAUGGAUGACUUUGUUGAUUCUUCUACGUCCACUUCAGCAGCAACGCCUGUACCAGAGGUUGAUUUAUUUGCAGAUACAGCUUUCCAAUUAGCCGAUGCUCCAUUGGAUGCAGCAACAGUUUCUCAUACUCAGAUGUCAAUGCAGGACAACAUUGAUUUGUUUGCUGGCAGACUGUCCUCUGCUAAUUCAAUUACUUCAGACACACAGUUCUCAGUACGUGGUAGUCCUAACAAGUCAUCAGAGCAAAAAUCGUCUUCCAUUGCGCAUCCUUCUCCUUCCGUUUUUGAUCCCUUCCAACAAUCCUUUGCCGCCUCAUUUCCUUCAAACACAGAGUUCUCAUUUAGUGGCUCGACAAGCAGAUCUUCUCAAGGAAAAUCUCCUAGACCACAACAUUCAAGUAAUGAAGUGUUUGAUCCUUUUGCUGUAAUUCCACUGAAGAGUUUUGAUGUAUCUGAAUCUUUCGAAACAUUUUCUUCUAACACAGCCUCAAAUGUUACUGAACUGCCAUGGGAUUCUUCUGGGGGUCCCAGAAGUUCUGACCGUCGUCCUUUGGAGGAACUUAAUUUUGGUGCCUUCACUUCAAACUCAGGAUCUGCCACAACAAGUUCAACUGAGUCCAUCAAAAUGCUUGGGCAGGACUCGAUGUCAGCAUCAAAAUCAGCUGCGAAGAAAGAGACUUUUCAGGUCAAGUCUGGUAUAUGGGCCGAUUCUUUGAGCAAAGGAUUGAUCGAUUUGAAUAUAACUUCAUCAAAGAAGAGCAAUCUUUCUAAUGUUGGGGUUGUCGGACCGCUGAGCAAUGGAUCUAAGGAUAAAGGCCCAGAUACUACGUGGUACAUGGGGGAGACAAUGGACAUCACCGGUCCUUGUCAGGUCUAGUUUGCCAUCUUCGACAGAAACAGCCAGGGGAAGAGGUUAUUUUCAGCACCAACAUCUGGGAAGCUUCAAGUGAUUUUUAUCCAGGAUACUCUCCUUAGUCAUAAAUUGGCAUAUGCCUUUUAUUCUAUGGUUCUUGCGGAGUACUCAUUGGAGCAUUCGUACAGUUCCAUGCCUAUAAGAGUAUACGUGUAUAUAGCCACCAAACUCUGCGAUGAUCGGGAGACGUGUUGCCUAAUAGUCAGCAUUACUUCUGUACUUGAGGUGUUAAUACCUUUUGUACUUAUUGCCAAUGAUAUGUUUUAUUUACACGAGUAAAGAGACAAUGCGAUGGUAACAAUUGUAAAAGGAUAUUUGAUGUUUUGUUAAUAUCCAAAUUCAUCCAUAGAUCAAUAAAUAUGUCUAUUAGUGUCAA
Molecule: messenger RNA, 2445 nt
Organism: Oryza brachyantha (malo sina)
Lineage: Eukaryota; Viridiplantae; Streptophyta; Magnoliopsida; Poales; Poaceae
Product: clathrin interactor EPSIN 1-like
Exons: 11
Coding region: 201-2033 (610 amino acids)
Biological process (GO): endocytosis
Cellular component (GO): clathrin vesicle coat; endosome; plasma membrane
Molecular function (GO): phospholipid binding; clathrin binding
Source: RefSeq, a predicted model, not a curated record